AUGUCUGCAACAACCGAAAAUGUGUUAAUCAACUUGCCAUCGGAAGAGGAUUUCAAACAACAAGUCGUGAAUGGAUUGUUGGCUAAAAACUCGGGAAAUGCUGUAGUUGUGCACUUUUGGGCUGAAUGGUGUGCUCCCUGCUUUGAGAUGGAUAAGUUUUGUGUUCAACUCGCACAAAAGUAUGCCAAUGUAAAGUUCUUUAAGGUCGAGGCAGAGAAAUUACCAAAUCUUACCGAACAAUUCAAUGUUCACUCGGUACCAGCGUUUGUCUUCUUCCCUGCAUCUAACCAAAAUCCAUCUAAAUUGUCCUUCACUGUUUUGGAAGGAGCAAAUCCACCAGAGCUUGCAAAACGAACAAAAGCACUCUCAGAAAACGUAUCCAUCUCCUCGUCACAAACACAACAAGAACCUGCUGGAGGUGCCACUGAUUUGAAUAGUCGAAUUAGGAAUUUGAUUAAUAGAGCACAAGUCAUGCUAUUUAUGAAAGGAUCACCCGAGACACCAAAAUGCGGAUUCAGCUCUAAAAUUGUGGAAAUUUUGCGUAGUGCCAAUAUUCAAUUUUCUGCGUUCGAUAUCUUGUCAGAUGAAGCUGUGAGACAAGGAUUAAAGACUUAUUCAAACUGGCCAACCUAUCCUCAAUUAUAUGUGAAAGGCGAACUGGUUGGUGGAUUGGAUGUUGUAAAAGAGAUGGCCGCAGAAGGAGACCUCAAAGAACAACUCGGUAUCUCAUCAGAAGAAGCAAAAGAUGAAUUGAACGAGAGAUUGAAGAAACUUAUCAACCAAGCGCCAGUCAUGUUGUUCAUGAAGGGCUCGCCAGAGGUACCAAAAUGUGGAUUCAGUUCCAAGAUUGUAGAUAUCCUCAAACAGCACGGUGUUAAAUUUUCAUCGUUUGACAUUUUGACAGAUGAAGCUGUAAGACAAGGAUUGAAGACGUAUUCCAAUUGGCCAACAUACCCUCAACUUUAUUCAAAGGGUCAAUUAAUUGGAGGAUUGGAUGUUGUGAAAGAACUUGCAGAACAAGGUGAAUUAUUGGAAAAUCUUGAAUAA
Naegleria lovaniensis is the source of this 1047-nucleotide messenger RNA. RefSeq lists its product as uncharacterized. The transcript is spliced from 2 exons. Lineage: Eukaryota; Heterolobosea; Eutetramitea; Acrasida; Naegleriidae. Bases 1 to 1047 code for a protein of 348 amino acids. The record is from RefSeq and is a predicted model, not a curated record.